This is a messenger RNA of Leptosia nina, 861 nucleotides long. NCBI's taxonomy places the organism in Eukaryota, Metazoa, Arthropoda, Insecta, Lepidoptera, Pieridae. The record is from the annotation of a GenBank genome assembly.
AUGAGUGUUCAACGGUCGCCUAAAAAGACUUUGUCGAAGGCACCAGUGUCAGCGGAGGGAAGCUCCAGCUCGCAGCCAGACCUGUCGACACUAGCGUACGAUUUGAGAGGUAUAUCUUCCCGGAAAAGGAAAACGCCUGAGUGUGACUGUGCGACUCAACUAGAUACUUUUCGCAAAGAAAUGUUAGAUAUUUUAAAACAAACAACCCAAUUACAUAACGAUAACGUAGCAAUCAUAACCCAAAACACCACUUCCAUAAAAGAACAACUAGAAGACAUUAAAAGCACAACUGAAUACCUACUCUCGGAAAAUAAUGAACUAAAAUCUGAAAUUAAAACCUUAAAAGACUCAUGGGAAACACAUGAAACAAAAUUUAAAGAAUUAGAAAACAAAAUAGCAAAAGAAAAGAAACUGGUAGUCUGUGAGGAUCUAUUGUCUGAAAUUCAAGAUCGUGCUGAUCGAUGCAAAAAUGUAAUUUUUGUUGGGGUUCCUGAACAAACUUCGUUAAAUUGGGAAGAAAGACAGAUAGCUGAGAUUGAUAGUGUGGAACAAGUACUUGGAAAAAUUUUGAAAGAAUGUCCAAAAUUAAAAAAGGUCAGUAGAAUAGGUAAAUACAAUACCGCUAAGAUACGCCCCCUGAAGGUUUGUUUUGAGUCAGAAGAUAUACCUGGUAAAAUUCUCCGUAGCAAAAAUAGGAAUUCAAUUGAUGAAAUUCGUAUCUAUCCAGACCAGACCCCACAGCAAAGACAGUAUUACAAUAACCUUAGAGAUGAACUCAAGGCUCGCCAAGAAAAAGAACAUAUUCAAGAGGUGGCGGUGUGUCAAUGUAUAUUCACAGCGUCAUGCAGCAUGAAGUUCUAA